GCCCUUUGCGCAAGUCUGGACCGGCACGCUGAUUGGCGGCUCCAGCCCACCGGGAUGUUCUCGAACCAUUGUAAGAGCAGCGUUCCUUGGGACCAGCGGCGGACGCCCGCCUGACGGUGAUAAUAUUCCUCCUGCAAUAUUAUUGUUGUUGCCAUCCUCCGCCGUCUUCUUCGUCGCAUUGACCCGGCCAGUAUUGCAAUCCUCUUCUUUUUCCCCUCUCUUUGCAUAUUUGCUCAUUCAUAUCUUCAUAUCUACGCCUCCGCGCCAGUCGCAUCGCUUGUCCGACAGCCCUACAGUGACCAUCCAGCGCUCGGCUGAGGUGUCCUGAUAGCCCGCGCGCCCACGAUGAAGGCCAUCCGUCGGUCACUCAAAGGAGACAGAGACUCCAAACCGCAUCACGUCUCCAUCACCCCCAAGUCUGCCAUUGCCAUUUUGCCGCCGAAAAAGGUCAUCAAGGCUCUGUAUGACUACGAGCCCGAUGCUGGCAAUAUCCAGGAAUUAGCAUUCAACAAGGGUGAUUUUUUUCAUGUGCUGAGUCGCGAGGACGAUCCGGACUGGUACGAGGCCUGCAACCCCCUCGUCCCCAACGCCCGCGGCCUCGUGCCUGUCUCGUUCUUCGAAGUCGUCCACAAAAACGAAAAGGACCGUCAUAGCGGCGGUUCCAAGGAUUCUCUCACGCAAGAUCUCUACGAUUCUGGCUUUUCUGAGCGGAGCGUUCAUAACGAUCGACGCGAUUCAACAAACACCAACAAGCAAGCCGCUCUCAGGAUGUCGGCCAUUGGAAAGGGAAGCGGCGCAAUGGUGUAUGGCAUUGUGCAGUAUGAUUUCCAUGCCGAGCGGCCAGAUGAGUUGGAGGCUAAGGCUGGCGAGGCUAUCAUUGUCAUCGCGCAGUCGAAUCCGGAAUGGUUUGUCGCGAAGCCAAUCAGACGCUUGGGCGGCCCCGGCUUGAUCCCGGUCUCGUUCAUUGAAAUCAAGGAUAUGAGGACAGGGGAAACCGUGGCGGACCCGCUUGAUGCCGUGAGAAGGGCUGGAGUCCCAAGAGUGGAAGAGUGGAAGAAGAUGACUGCUGAAUAUAAAAACAGCAGUAUUUCACUGGGAAAGCUGGAAUCAUCCGGUGCGUCGGGCAUGCAGCCCGUCUCGAAUGGCAUGGAAAAAAUGUCCAUGAGUUCCAAUGGAGGCGGAUAUAGACCUCAGGCGGGGAAUGAACUGGGAUAUCAAUCUCGGUCCGAAAGCAGAGUCGGAACGUAUUCUCAAUCUGGACAUCCCCAGCAGCAGUACUAUCCCCAGCCUACGCAACCGGAUCCUAAUUACCGGGUCGCACCAGUCUCCGCGUCGAUUCCGCGGUACUGUUUCGACAACGACAAAUAUUGGUAUGUCAUUGAAGCCAAGAUGGAAGACGGCACAAUUUGGGAGCUGUCCCGGUAUUAUCACGACUUCUAUGAUUUCCAGAUUGCUUUGCUAUCACAAUUUGAGGAGGAAGCUGGAAAUGGGGGCAGGACUAGGACGCUACCAUACAUGCCAGGUCCAGUGACGCACGUCACUGAUGCAAUUUCCAACGGCCGCCGACAAAAUCUUGAUGAUUACAUAAAGAAGCUUUUAGCGAUGCCGCCACACAUAUCUCGGUGUCCGCUCGUUUGCCAAUUGUUCACUCCUCGUCCAGGUGAUUUUGAGAUCGAUCCUAAUGCUGUCGGUGACCCGUACCGGCUUUCCAACGAGUCACAGCAGUCCUCUGGCCACAAUGUCUCGAUGAGCGAUUCUCGACAAUCUUCUCAGGCUCACAUGAGUGCGUCCGCUGCUGUCUAUCCGUCCGCAAAUGGACCGCCUGCUCGGGCACCCCAUCAACGCCAGCAGUCUUCUCUCUCACAGCAAAACAGCGCCGCCUCACAAUCACGAACGGAACUGCAGCCACCAGCCAUGAACAGACAAGCCAGCUCAUUGACCCAGACAUCGAAUGCAUCUAGCACAAAUGCGAUCACGGUGAAGGUCACCUUCGAAGAUGACACCAUCGCCUUCCUUGUUCCUAGCGACAUCAAUUUCAACCAAUUACUUGAAAAGCUGCGCGACCGACUUAAAGUUACAGGGAACAUUCGAGUAAAUUAUAGAGAAAACCUGAGCAGGAAGGACGAAGGUACUCCCAUGACCAGUGACCAAAAUCUGGACGAGGCGCUGCGAUUGAAUCCCAAACUAUCGCUUGUGGUUAAGAGGAUUUAAUAGUAUUGCCUUUUGUAUUGCCGUAUUUGGUUGCAUUUUGGCGCUGUACACAUUUCUUUCCUUGCGACAAAAUGAUGCCACGACGUAUAUUUCCGAGCCAUUGCCCCCGAUUUCCUUACUUUCUCAUGUCCAUAUGUACGCCUUUACUUUUAUUCUCAUUUCCUUCAUAUCUAUCAUACCCCGGGCUAGCUUUUUAUCUUCAGGUUCCUGCAUUUGUGGCAAGUGAAAAAAUUAUACAUGUGCUAUAUAUGGCUGAAGUCCUAUCAUCAUACAAUUUGAGCAAAUAUUGUCUCUGGUUUCAUUGUGCAGCUCUAUAUAUAGUGAUUUGACAUGACAUUUAUCUUUUUCUCGCUCUCUUUUGGUUUGCUUUGAUUGAUGUCAGUUAUCUAUUUACAGUCUUAGAACAGGGCUUACUGCGAAGUGAGAUUAAGUUGUCCUUUUUGAGUCUUUAAUUAUGGUUUUAAGUAUUACUUAAUGGUGAGAGCGAGA
Molecule: messenger RNA, 2700 nt
Organism: Talaromyces proteolyticus
Lineage: Eukaryota; Fungi; Ascomycota; Eurotiomycetes; Eurotiales; Trichocomaceae
Exons: 4
Coding region: 346-2211 (621 amino acids)
Biological process (GO): conjugation with cellular fusion
Cellular component (GO): mating projection tip
Molecular function (GO): protein binding; phosphatidylinositol binding
Source: RefSeq, a predicted model, not a curated record